Centruroides sculpturatus (bark scorpion) is the source of this 537-nucleotide messenger RNA. RefSeq lists its product as uncharacterized. The coding region runs from base 140 to 448 and encodes 102 amino acids. The record is from RefSeq and is a predicted model, not a curated record. NCBI's taxonomy places the organism in Eukaryota, Metazoa, Arthropoda, Arachnida, Scorpiones, Buthidae. The transcript has 4 exons.
UUUAUCAGUUUUCUAUUUUUAUUAAAUCAUAAUUGAAUUAAACGAUUGUUAAAUAUUUUAAGAAAACGAAAUUAAAUCAUCGUAAUUUCAGUUCGUGAAAAAUUUAGUCUACAUAAUUGAAUAAUUUACAGAUAGAACAAUGUCUUCAUCAUCUUUGGAAAGUAUUAAUUUGAAGAAGAUCGAAUGGGGAGUUGAAGAUAAAUUUGAAGAAUUACAAAUGAAACUAAAACUUAAAGAAAGACGUCAGGAAGAGUUCAGAGAAAACUCUAAAAUUGAAAAAGAAGAAAGAAGAAAAGAAAUAAUUGAGCGACGUCAAAGCAACAAAUCGUUAAGAGUUAAUAUUCAAAAAGUGUUACACCCCCAUCCAAUAAUUAUCAAUAAAGCUUUGCGAAAUGAAAAAGCGAAAUGUCUUGCUUUCAAUCGAAUGACUGCUCCAGUAAGAUCUUAAUUCUUCUAGUUAAUUUAUUUUUAUUGUAAACAUUCGUUUAUUACCUUGAAAUUCAUAAGAAGAAGAUAAAACUUAUAAAAUUAAUAUAU